Molecule: messenger RNA, 5204 nt
Organism: Agrilus planipennis (emerald ash borer)
Lineage: Eukaryota; Metazoa; Arthropoda; Insecta; Coleoptera; Buprestidae
Product: insulin-like receptor
Exons: 18
Coding region: 447-4718 (1423 amino acids)
Biological process (GO): positive regulation of phosphatidylinositol 3-kinase/protein kinase B signal transduction; positive regulation of MAPK cascade; cell surface receptor protein tyrosine kinase signaling pathway
Cellular component (GO): membrane; insulin receptor complex; axon
Molecular function (GO): ATP binding; insulin receptor substrate binding; insulin receptor activity
Source: RefSeq, a predicted model, not a curated record
ACGGUAACUGUAUUUGUGCACUUCUUAGUUGGUUGUCAUUUGUUUACGAAAUAUUAUAAUGGCAUUGCUAAAGCUGUAAAAUAAUCCGAAGAUAAUGGAGAUUUGCUGGUUUAGCUGAAAACUGUUAUUUAUAUGAUGCUACUGAUGAGUCAGAAUUUGAAACACUAGAGUUACCAAAAACAUGAGAAAUAAAAGAUAUGAGCAGAAACGUAAUAGCAUGAAUAUAAGGUACACAAAUAAAGGAAACAUGAAUAGGAUUAAUUAAUUAUGUAUUUGUAGCAUGAUUUAUUAAUUAAAUGGAAUAUGUGCGACUUUAAGAAACAGUUAGCUGAGACUUCGUGUACGACAGGAUUAUUUUUGUCUGUUUUUAAAGUCAUACCUAUAACUGUUACUGUGGCGUGUUCGAGCUUUCGUGGCUAAUUCAACAUGCCAGAAAUUUGUUCCUAAUGGUCAAUAACGGCACAUCUUUACCGGCCCGAAAUCGGCUGCCAUUGCCUUGGCUGCUUACUGUCUACUUAUUUAUAUUACUUUUGUACCUCUCUAUUAACAAACAAAGCAGCAAUCGACAAUUUUAUGUAGCCGCCUUUGAUCCUGAGAAACAGCAGUUUACACCAACAGAUCUAAUGCCACCAAGCUCUAGCCAUAACAAAAUUUGUAACAGUGUCGAUAUUCGAAAUAGUUUAGAGCACUUUGGGCAGUUGAAGGGGUGCCAAGUAGUGGAAGGCUUUGUCCAAAUACUUUUGUUCGAUAUAGUGAACGAAACUCUUCUAUCAAACAUAAGUUUUCCAGAGUUAAGAGAAAUUACAGAUUAUUUGUUACUUUACCGCGUAAUCGGUUUACGUAGUAUAGGACAACUUUUCCCAAAUUUGUCAGUGAUUCGAGGUAGGGAACUGUUUAACGGCUAUGCGUUUGUAGUUUUUGAAAUGUCAAGUCUCCAAGAGAUAGGAUUGUACUCAUUAACUGACAUAUUGCGAGGUCAAAUACGAAUCGACAAAAAUCCUUCAUUGUGUUUUAUUAAUUCGAUCGAUUGGAAUUUAAUCGCUCAUGAGAAAGGCGAUCAUUUUAUUAAAAGUACUAAACCUGAAAACGAGUGUCCUAUAUGCCCAGGGGACGACGUGAACUCUUCGGAUCUAAAUUUCCAUAUUUCUUCUUGCCCCAAGGCCAAACAUCGGGGUAGUAAUGUACCCAUCAAUAGGCGCUUGUGCUGGAAUAGGCAACAUUGUCAAAAAGUUUGCCCCCCUAAUUGUAGUGCGUGCAAUAACAGAGGUGAAUGUUGCGACAAAAAAUGUCUAGGUGGAUGCUCCGGCGAAAAACUAAACGUUUGCGAUGUUUGUAAGGAGUUUAGUAUAGAAGGCGGUAAUCACACAAGAUGUGUAACAGAAUGCCCAAAAGACAAAUAUGAGUAUAUGGAAAGACGUUGUAUAAAUAAACAAACGUGCAUCAAUUUGGAACGACCAAUGGAGUUGAAAGAAAAAAUACCUUUUGACUACCCAUUUAAAAUAUUCAAAGAUAAAUGUAUCAUUAAGUGUCCUGCUAACUAUAUGGACGACUAUAAAAACCACGAAUGUAAACUUUGCGAAGGUAGGUGUAAAAAAAUAUGCCCUGCAAGUAGAAUAGACAGUAUUUUGGCAGCUCAGCAGUUACGAGGUUGUACACAUAUCAAUGGCUCUUUAGAAAUUCAAAUAAGAGGUGGUAGAAAUGUGGUAAAUGCAUUAGAUGAAAACUUAAAUAUGAUAGAGGAAAUAGAUGGUUAUUUAAAAGUAGUUCGAUCAUUUCCGUUAGUGUCCUUUAAUUUCUUGCGGAACCUUAAAGCUAUCAAUGGUCACACAUUGGACAGUGACAAGUACGUUUUUGUUGUUCUGGACAAUCAGAAUUUGCAGGAUUUAUGGGAUUGGAAAAAUAAUCGAACUUUAAAAAUUGGCAGAGGAAAAUUAUUUUUCCAUUUCAACCCCAAACUGUGUUACUAUAAAAUUCAGGAAUUGCAACAGAAAACAAAUUUGCCCGAAUUAAAAGAACUUGAAGUGGCUUCAAAUUCAAACGGCGAUAAAAUAGCUUGUAAUGUUACUGAUUUACAAGUAAAUGUUACCACAAUUGAUAGCCAAAUGGUUUCUCUUUCGUGGGUACCUUUUAAGUUAUACGAUCAACGAAAACUGUUAGGGUACAUCGUUUAUUCAAUGGAGGCCCCUUAUAAGAACGUUACCCUAUAUGAUGGUCGAGAUGCUUGUGGAGAGGAUGGGUGGAGAGUAGAUGACGUAGGUACUCAAGACGGCAAUGACGGAUAUAUAAAACAUUCGUUGGUGGGAUUGAAACCGUUCACCCAGUAUGCUUACUAUGUAAAAACAUACACAAUAGCAACUGAACAAACAGGAGCGCAGAGUCGUAUCUAUUACUUUAAAACAUUACCAGAUGUGCCUUCACCUCCUCAUGAAAUAGAAGUCGUGAGUAAUAAGAGUGAUGCCCUCUAUAUCAAGUGGAGUCCUCCUCUCGAUCCUAAUGGUAAUGUCACUCAUUAUAUCAUAAUAGGCCAGAGAGAUAAUACCACAGAUGAUAGAGUUGAUAGAAAUUAUUGUGAAGAACCAUUGAUACCUCCUAAACCUAUUAUCAAAGUAACUCCCGACUCUGUUAAAGUAAAAUCCAAUGAUACUUGUUCCUGCGAUGGUGAUUCAAAGCAUAAAAAUAAAAAAAUUGAUCGAGAAAGAGAUGCUCAAAAUCAAAUCAGUUUUGAAGAUGAACUUCAAAAUACUGUAUAUAUAAAAAAAGACGAGCGUAAUAAAGGAAGAAAACCUAGAAGUGUUGACAUUCUUCAUAGCGGCCUUCAGCUCACAAAUUCAUCAAAUAAUUCUAAAAACGCUCCCAAUAAACAAGAUCCACAAGACUACUUUUUCUUUAACGUCACUGGUAAAACGGAUAUUUAUAUAACGAAUGUUCGUCAUUAUGCCAAUUAUUAUAUAUUUAUUAGCGCAUGUCGAGAAAAGGAGAGUGAGGAAAAUUAUGAAACCUAUUUGCUUCGUAAUUGUAGCGAAGAUGCAAUUGCAAGUGCUCGAACGGAAAAGAAACCGGGAGCUGAUAAUAUUACAAAUCUUCGCGUCACAAAUAACAGUUUGGGUAUGGUGUCACUAACAUGGGACGAGCCUGCUUAUCCUAAUGGAGUCAUAUUAACAUACAUAGUGGAAUAUAAAAGAGUGGACAAUAAAAACGCAAAUCCUGUAAGUCAGUGUAUUCUUAGAAAAGAAUUUAAGGAGAAAAAUAAUAUACAUGUAUUAACACAAUUAAGUCGGGGAAAUUACAGUGUGAGAGUUGCAGCUGUUUCUCAAGCCAGAAAUGGACAAUAUUCAGAUUUCAUUUACUUUUAUGUUGAAGAAUACACCACAACAACUCGCACAAAAAUAUUUGUAUUAGUGUUUCUCUCAGUUUUAUUGAUUUUGGGGCUGACUGGUAGCGCCUAUUUUUACUGGAAACGAAAAUAUAGUGCUUCAGUGAAAGGAAUGAAACUUAUUGCUUCAGUAAAUCCCGAAUAUAUAAGUGCUUUGUAUGAACCAGACGAAUGGGAAGUGCCGCGUAAAAAAAUAGUACUCACAGAGGAAAUAGGCCAAGGCAGUUUUGGAAUGGUUUAUAAAGGUAUCGCUAAAGAUAUUAAAGGAAAAUCUGAAAUUAAAUGUGCCGUCAAAACUGUCAACGAACAUGCAACAAACAGAGAAAGGAUAGAAUUUUUGAACGAAGCUUCAGUGAUGAAAGCAUUUGAUACAGCUCACGUGGUUCGCCUUUUGGGCGUGGUUUCACAAGGUCAGCCAACCUUAGUAAUUAUGGAACUUAUGGCAAAUGGAGACUUAAAAUCAUAUUUAAGGUCUCAUCGAGUUGAUGCAGAAAACUUUACUGGUAAACAACCUCCUACAUUAAAGAGAAUCUUGCAGAUGGCUAUAGAAAUAGCCGAUGGUAUGGCUUACUUGUCUGCCAAAAAAUUUGUACAUCGAGACCUAGCGGCUCGCAAUUGUAUGGUAGCUGAAGAUUUAACUGUAAAAAUAGGCGAUUUUGGAAUGACGAGAGAUAUUUAUGAGACUGAUUAUUAUCGAAAGGGUACAAAGGGCCUUCUUCCAGUAAGAUGGAUGGCCCCGGAGAGCUUGAAAGACGGUGUGUUUACAAGUAGCAGUGAUGUUUGGAGCUAUGGUGUAGUUUUAUGGGAAAUGGCCACUUUAGCUUCUCAACCAUAUCAAGGUCUUUCCAAUGACCAGGUUCUUAGAUAUGUAAUUGAUGGCGGAGUAAUGGAACGUCCUGAAAAUUGUCCAGACAAACUCUACACUUUAAUGCGCUUCUGUUGGCAACACAAACAAAAUAUGCGACCGACGUUUUUAGAAUUAGUUUCUCAUUUAGAAGACGAUGCUAUGCCGGAAUUUGCACAAAUUUCAUUUUAUCAUAGUUCAGCAGGAAAAGAAGCACGAAAUACUAAUACAAAUGCAUCGCUAAAUCAAGACGAUCCUUCUACUCCUUUGCAUGUAGCAAGACAGUUGAAAGACUUUUCUGUCGAAAGUUCGGAGGAUGACUCUGAAAUGGAGGAUUUGAAUGCCGAUUCUUCGGCUCAUAUGAAUUCGCCCAUCAAAUUGCCGAAUGACUAUUCUCUGCAGUCUAAUCAACAGCUGCAGUCGUCGUUAAAAGAAAACCUCGCUAUAAACGGGUUCGUCAAUGACAGAACAACAAACGGUUCUGCAAAUACACAGUGUUAGCUACUACAAAUCGAAUACAUCACUUUAUACACACAAUCCCCCUACCCCCUGUUAUUACAAUUGUGCAGUAUUCGUUAUACAGAUCUGACCAAAUAAGGCUAAAUAAGUUUUUUGUACUAUACUUAACCAAAGAUAUAUCUUCAUCCGUAUUUUUUUGAUACAGUCGAAGAGGGUCUUCCCGUCAAAAGCAAAAUGGUGUUCAUUAAUAGUUAAUGUGUACAUUGUACAUAAUUAGGUAGAUAUACAAAUACAAAUAGAAACGAGUGGUAGUAGCCUAUUAAGAAAAAAAAAACACUGUUAACGACAGCUUGUGUUGUGUCAGACUACUUUUACUUAUGCUGCUUGUUACGUACAAUUAAAAGUAUACAUCGACCGAUUUAUCAUCCUAAACUGGUUCGCAACCAAAAACAUUGCUAACCGCAAAUAAAUACAUAUAGUUUUUAAAAUUUUUAAUAUAUAACGGUGUGAGUGAUUAAAAAAAAAAAA